GGUGUGAAGUCAACCCAACCACCAGCUUCUGGCCAUUCUUCUCUUCUGUGCUCCCUCUUUUCAUUCUUCUUCUUCUUCUUCUUCUUCUCACAAACUUUUAUUCUUUUUCUUUUUCUCUUUCUUGUGCCUAUUCUAUUCAAUCCCCCAAAAUUCACCAUCAAUUUAAGCGACCCCUUUCCAUUCUGUUCCGAAUUCCGAUCUGUUAUUAUUUUCCACAGAAUUUCGUUUUUCAGCAAUGGGUGACAUGAAAGACAAGAUGAAGGGGUUCAUGAAGAAAGUCAACAACUCUUUCUCCUCUUCAUCCUCCGGCAAAUUCAAGGGCCAGGGUAGAGUCUUGGGUUCUUCUUCCAGUUCUAUCCCCCUUAAUUCCAAUCCUACCCCUCGCCCCAUUCCCACGCCCAACCCUAUUUCCAAACCCAACACGAGUCCCAAACCCUCGCCCCGCAAAACGGAGCAAAAUAGAAUCACAGAGGAGCCUCCCAAAGAUGGUGCCUUUGACCCUUUCGAUUCGUUGGUCACUAAUUCCAACAGAUCACAAAAUGGGUAUUCACUGAACGUCUAUGAAUGCCCCGUUUGUAAACAACCCUUUAGAUCCGAAGAGGAGGUGUCUGCACACGUGGAGGACUGUUUGAGUAGCCCUGGUGAGCGUGGAGGUGAUGAUGGAAACGGGGUCUCAGAGACUGAGAGUGAGGUUGUGUGUAAUACUGAAUUGGAGGUUUGUGUUGGUACUUACAUUUCAGGGAAGCCAUCUGAGGGAUCGUUUGAUGUUGUUCUCAAAUUGUUGAGGAAUAUUGCUCGGGAACCUGAAAAUGUCAAGUUUAGGAAGAUCAGGAUGAACAAUCCCAAGAUAAAAGAGGCUGUUGGUGAUGUUGCAGGGGGGGUUGAGUUGCUGAGUUUUGUUGGUUUUGAACUCAGGGAGGAGAAUGGAGAGACAUGUGCCUUUAUGGAGGUUCCCACAGAGGACCAAAUCAAAUUCAUUAAGAAAGCAAUAGUGUUGCUGGAAUCGCAACUUGUACAAGAACCUCCGAAGAAGGAGGAUUCGGUGUCUGCAACUUCUGCUGAGACGGGUGCAAAGGCUGAACCAAAGCCGGUUGACAGACAGGUGAAGGUCUUCUUUGCUGUCCCUGAAAGCGUUGCUGCUAAAAUUGAGCUACCAGAUUCCUUCUACAACCUUUCAGCUGAAGAGGUGAGAAGAGAAGCUGAAUUACGGAGAAAAAAGCUUGCAGAUUCUCAGCUUUUAAUUCCCAAGUCCCUCAGAGAAAAGCAAGCAAAAGCUUCCAGGAAGAGAUAUUCAAAAACUAUUAUAAGGAUUCAAUUUCCAGAUGGAGUUGUACUUCAAGGUGUAUUUGCUCCUUGGGAACCAACUACUGCUCUCUACGAGUUUGUCAGCUCAUCAUUAAAAGAACCAGGUUUAGAAUUUGACCUAAUGCAUCCAGUACUUGUCCAACGGCGUGUGAUCCCCCGUUUUCCAAAAGCAGGGGAAAAUGCUAAAACAAUAGAGGAAGAGGACCUCGUACCUUCUGCUCUAAUCAAGUUCAAGCCCCUGGAAACAGAUUCUGUUGUUUUCACCGGUCUCAAAAAUGAAUUGCUUGAAAUCAGUGAACCACUUGUAAAUGCUUAAGCAAUUGGUUCUGUAUGAACUAUAUUGAAGAAGAAGAAGAAGAAGAAGAUCCGAUUGAGGAAAAUCAUAUUUCUCCUUUCAUUCACAUAUUGAAAAGGUAAAGCCUGCAGUAUUUUUUUUUAAUCAAAUAGAAAAAAUGUAUUGUUGGGUCUUUUUUUAAUAUCUGUUGUGGCACAUAUGUUAGAAAAGUAAAACAC
Molecule: messenger RNA, 1818 nt
Organism: Cajanus cajan (pigeon pea)
Lineage: Eukaryota; Viridiplantae; Streptophyta; Magnoliopsida; Fabales; Fabaceae
Source: RefSeq, a predicted model, not a curated record